GUUGACCAUAUAUGGUCAAAGCCACAGGGAGACGUCGCUGCCGCGAGCUCACCGCCGGCUUCCGGGUUUGAAGACUGAAGCGGCAGCAGAGCCGAGUAUUUGAGAGCAGGGAGCGCGGGCAGCGAGAUACACACAUUCGGCACAGUCCCCGGGCGCACGCAUCAAGAUGCCCUACGAAAUCAAGAAAGUAUUUGCGAGUCUUCCUCAGGUGGAGCGAGGUGUCGCCAAAGUCCUCGGAGGAGACCCCAAGGGGAAUAACUUCCUGUACACCAACGGAAAGUCUGUGAUCAUCCGGAAUAUCGAGAAUCCAUCCAUUGCUGAUGUCUACACAGAACAUGCUCACCAGGUGGUGGUGGCGAAGUACGCCCCGAGUGGGUUCUACAUUGCAUCUGGAGAUGUUUCUGGGAAGCUGAGGAUCUGGGACACCACGCAGAAGGAGCACUUGCUGAAGUACGAGUACCAGCCGUUUGCAGGGAGGAUCAAAGAUAUCGCCUGGACCGAGGACAGCAAGAGAAUCGCCGCGGUGGGCGAAGGAAGGGAAACGUUUGGUUCGGUUUUCCUCUGGGACACCGGCUCUUCCGUUGGGGAAAUUGCCGGUCACAACAAAGUCAUCAACUCUGUGGACAUCAAACAAACGAGGCCCUAUCGUCUGGUCACCGGAAGUGAUGAUAACUGCGCUGCUUUCUUCGAGGGACCCCCCUUCAAAUUCAAGUUUACUUUAAGCGACCACGGCCGAUUUGUUAACUGCGUCCGUUUUUCUCCUGACGGCAACCGGUUUGCCACCUGCAGUGCUGAUGGUUAUAUUUUCCUGUAUGACGGCAAGACUGGAGAAAAGAUUGGAAGCCUUGGUGGUGAUAAAGCACAUGAUGGCGGCAUUUAUGCUAUUAGCUGGAGUGCUGACAGCACCCAACUCCUUUCUGCGUCUGGGGACAAAACUGCAAAGAUCUGGGAUGUGGCGGCCAACUCGGCAGUGACCACGUUUCACCUUGGAUCGGAUGUGCUCGAUCAGCAGUUGGGCUGCUUGUGGCAGAAGGAUUAUUUGCUGAGUGUUUCUCUGUCCGGUUACAUCAAUUAUCUGGACAAGAAUAACCCAAAUAGACCUUUGCGUGUGAUCAAGGGACACAGCAAGUCAAUUCAGUGUAUGACAGUCCACCAGAACGAUGGACGAUCACGGAUAUAUACUGGCAGCCACGAUGGGCACAUCAAUUAUUGGGAUGCGGAGACAGGAGAAAAUGAUACUUUCACCGGAAAAGGUCACUCCAAUCAGGUGUCCAGCAUGGGCGUAGAUGACUUCAACCAGCUGGUCACCUGUAGUAUGGAUGACACCGUGCGCUACACAGAUGUGGCCAGCAAUGCAUAUAAUCCUCAGGAUGCUAUAAAGUUGGACAUCCAGCCCAAAAGCGUUGCUGCUGGUGCUGCAGGAUAUGCUGUAGCCGUCUGCAUUGGACAGAUCAUUCUGCUAAAAGACAAGAAAAAAGUCUUCACACUCGACUCCCUGGCUUAUGAGCCGGAAGUGGUGGCCAUUCACAAAGCUACAGGAACGGUUGCUGUCGGAGGAGCAGACGGCAAGGUCUACCUGUACUCCAUCCAAGGGCUCACCUUGAAGGAUGAAGGAAAGGCUCUGCCAGCCAAAGGUGCCGUAACAAGCCUUGCUUAUUCCCACGACGGGGCCUACCUUGCCGUUUGUGAUGACAAAAAAGUGGUCACUGUGUUCAGUGUUGCUGAUGGAUACGCGGAACAAAACAGUUUCUACGGACAUCAUGCCAAAGUGGUCUGCGUUGCCUGGUCACCCGACAAUGAGCAUUUUGCCAGCGGCGGCAUGGAUAUGAUGGUUUUUGUCUGGACCUUGAGUGAUCCAGAUGCAAGGCUGAAAAUGCCAGAUACCCAUAGACUGCACCAUGUGAGCGGUUUGGCCUGGCUGGACGAGCAUACAUUGACUACCGUAUCCCAUGAUGCUUGUGUCAAACAGUGGACAAUUACCUUCAAAUGAGAGAACUUAAAAGAACAAGAUGAUCAGGGACUAGAACUACUGUAUUUGAAAGAAUAAAAGAAAUCUCUAAAUAUGUUAUAUGCUUUGGCUCUUGUGCCACUUACUCAUUCUUUAAAAGGUGGUGUCUAUAUCUUUACAAAUGUCCUUUUCCGAAGCUUUAGUCGGUGACCGCUUGCACAUGAUACCUUACGUGUAAUCUGUGAUGAUUGACAUUCCAGUGGCAGCAGGUGACCUUCACAGGUUCAAACCACAUGACACUUUUUAAUAUCCACCAAUCCAUGUGCUACAUAUCAGCAUGGCAUCAGAUGGCGUCUCAUUUUCAGAACAUUUCUGUAUCUACAAACACAGUGAUGGCAGUUGUGGUCGUUUUAAAUCCUUGUGUGCCGGUACUGUCUUGUUGCUCUGCUUGUCCAUACUGCAUUAAAAAAAUGCUGCCUGAAAUUUCCUCCAUCUGAACGUGGGGUACCUGAUAAUAAACAUUUUUAUGUAUUUCAA
Molecule: messenger RNA, 2485 nt
Organism: Spea bombifrons (plains spadefoot toad)
Lineage: Eukaryota; Metazoa; Chordata; Amphibia; Anura; Pelobatidae
Gene: WDR1
Product: WD repeat domain 1
Exons: 15
Coding region: 167-1990 (607 amino acids)
Biological process (GO): positive regulation of actin filament depolymerization; sarcomere organization; locomotion
Cellular component (GO): cortical actin cytoskeleton
Molecular function (GO): actin filament binding
Source: RefSeq, a predicted model, not a curated record